GCAUAUGGAACUAGAUUUAGAUGUACUGGAGUAGAUAGCUGACAAAUUAUUGACCAGGAAAAAAAACGGGCUUUUUGAUUGGAAUUAUUAGAAUCUAGAUAAUAUAGAUUCUAGAUGUACUAAUAUUAUUAUUAAAAUUAUGAGAAAUCUGUCAACUCAUUGUCUUUGAAAAAUAAGAAGAGCAAUCUUUUAAAAGCCUAAUUAUCGCCACUUUAAACUUUAAGGAAAUAUCCAUAAAACUAAUAACAGGAACCGGAUUAGUUCCAUGGAUAGACUAACACUACUAGAAGGGGGAAAAAAACUGUAGAAUCUAGAUCUAGAUUGUAGAUCUAACUUCUAUUUGGCUUUUACAGUAAUGAGUCACUAGAUCUACUGAGUGCAUCAGUGCUAUUGGAUAGUCCAAAUAGUGAAAAUCCACAGUCCAGUUUGUUGAAUUCUUGACAGUAUUACAUAGGCACCAAUAAAGUCAAAGUAAAUAACAAGAACAGAUUAGAAACAAUGUUACAGUUGGAGAACGAUGCAUUCAAACAAAAUGUAUCAGAUUCUGAGUAUUCUAAGAUAGACUACAAAUGGUCAACGAAAGAACGUGAACAGUUUGCUAUGUUGUUUAGAGAUGCAGUGGAAGGGAAGCCUUUAAAAAUUAUUGUUGAUUCCCAUAAUCUACAUCCAAUUCAUGUUGCUGUUCUUAUCAAGGAACCGAAUAUUGUCAAAAGUAUUUUAGCUUCAAACAUUGGUUCCUUAGAAUUGAAUGCAGUGGAUAAAAAGAAAAGGACUGCUCUUCACUUUGCUGUGGCUAAAGAACAUUUAGAAAUCGUUGAUAUCCUUCUUCGGGCUGGUGCCAAAACUAACAUAUUAGACAGCAAACUGAAUAUGCCCAUUCAUAUAGCAGUAAUUAUGAAAGAUACCAAGGUUCUUGAGCUACUACUAGAGCAUGAAGUAAAUGCCAAUGCUGUUGGUGCUGGAGGCUAUACACCCUUGCAUAUUGCAGCUAGACAUAACAAUGCUAAUGCUGUUUACUUGUUGCUGAAUCAUGGUGCUGAUUUCAGAAGAAGUUUGAAAAAUGGUUCCUACCCAGUGCAUAUAGCAUCCAGAAGUGGAGCUUUUGAAGCAUUGGUUGCAAUUUUUGAGGCUGGUCAGCUCUUUGGUUUUGAUGCUGAAAGCCUGCUAGCCAUGAAGAACAAUGAUCAGCAGACUACAUUCCAUCUGGCAGUGUAUGGCGGAUUUGAAAAAGUUGUUAAGUAUUUGCUAGAUAAGGGAGCAACAGUCAUUGACACCAUGGAUGAUGCAUCCACACCAAUCCACUAUGCAGCAUCCCAGGGUAAACUUGGUAUACUCAGGAUGAUGUAUGACAGUAGGCCACACGAAGUUGAGAUGGGCUUGAAGAUGGUUGAUGCUGCUGGUAGGACUCCUUUACACCUGGCUGCUCGCUUUAAUCACUUUGCGACUGUGACCUACCUUCUAGAUCUGUACGAUAACAUUGAUGUCCCAGACAAAAUGUAUAAAACACCUCUGCUAAUGGCAGCAGCCAAUGGAGCAAUAGAGACUUUAGUUUUGCUGAUAAGGGCUGGUGCUUUUACAACUGCUAAAGAUAUAAAGAAACGAAAUUUUGUUCACUAUCUUGUUGCGACCAACAUUAAUUUGAAUAAAAUUACCCAGGUGCUAAAGAACCUCACAACAAUAAAGCUGUUAGUGGAUGAUAAGGACAUUUUUGGAUUUACGCCAUUGCAUUACGCAGCAACGCAGGGCAACCUCAGUGCUCUCAGAAUACUAUUGCAACUAGGUGCUGAUGUGUUUGAGAAAGACAGACAGAUGCUAACUGCAUUCCAUUUAGCAAUUAUAGCUGGUGAGUAUCCAAUAUUUUUAACUUUGAUGCAAAGCCAAAAAGGAAAUAUGCUGAGAGAAGAAUGUGGCAAAAAUGGCCUAACUCCUAUUCAUUUAGCUGCUCAGUUUGGCCAAGUCAAUAUUUUGAAAGCAUUAAUGAAAAGAGGAAGUCAUUGUGAAAGAGAUAUAGACAAUAAUACUCCUCUUCAUUUGGCGUCAGCAGCAGGACAGUUGAGUUGUAUCACUUAUCUACUAUCUGUACAUCCUGAUCUGAUUGAUUGCUGCAAUGAUGCUGGGGACACUGCCUUACAUAUAGCUGCAAGAUGUGGGCAUGCCCAGGUUGUUCUAGUGCUUCUAUCUGCUAAUGCUCAAUUCUUUUACAACCAACUCGGGAAAUGUUUCUAUGAUGAUGUGACAACAUAUGAUAAAUCAGCUGUAGCCAGGGCCUUCAUAGAACAUGAGCGAUGGCAAGAAUGUCUGAGAUUCCCUUCUGAAGUGCAUGGCUUAUUGUCAUUCCUACUCAUUGCACAUUUCCCCAGAGUUUUCAAGACAGUAUUAAAUAAAUGUGUUACUCACUCUGAGUUGAAUCCAAAGAGCUUGAAUUAUUGUAUUAUAUACAAUUUUAGAUUUUUGAGAGUGAACAAAGAUUACAAAAAAUUUACUGAAAAUUCCAACUUAGGCUAUUCUCCCUUGCUGCCACUACAGACGAUGCUGAAGUACAAAAGAGUAGAACUGUUGUUACAUCCACUGACUGUCAGCUUCUUACGGAUGAAAUGGAUCAGGUAUGGUUUCCUUAUCAAGUCAGUCAAUUUGGUGCUCUACUUCCUGUUUUUGACUUUCAUGACCAGUUUUGUCGCCAGGAACCUGCAUAGUUACAAACAUUACCAUGGCCUUAUAAAUGGAUCUCUUCCAUAUAACUCUGAGGAGCACUUCAAAAAAAUUUUUCAAAGAAAGCUUCCUUCCUAUGGACAAGAGGUUAAUGACACUCUAGUUGAGAAGCAAGCACCAUUCCAGUGGAGCAGCAACUGGUUUCCUCCUGAAGCUCAUAUUGAGUUUCAUGAACGUUAUCAGCUUAGUUUUAUAUUCCUGUUCAGCACGGUUCAAACAUUAAAAGUCAUUAUAUACUUAAUGAAAAAGCUGAGGGAAAGAAUCUUUAUGGAUUUUAAUAUAGCCAUAGAGCUUGUCCUCUACAUCUGCUGCCUGUACUUUUCUUUGACCUUCCUAUUAGGGUAUGCAAUUCAUACUCAAUGGGAAGCAAUUGCUAUUGCUGUGUUACUAACUUGGCUGAAUGGACUUUUCCAGCUAACCAGUAUUGAUUUCUUUGGAGUCUACAUUCUGAUGUUUAUUGAAGCAGUGAAGAUCUUUUUUAAAGUUUCCCUCAUAUUUUGUAUGCUGAUCACUGCAUUUGGCCUGUCUUUUUAUGUCUUGUUAAAUAAUGAGCCUCUGCAAUCUCAUUUGUACCCGUUCCAGUCCAUUAUGUUUACUUUCAUUCAGAUCUUUAAGAAAGAUUUCUUGAUUCUUUUGAAUGAAGGCUAUCAAGAUGGCUCACCUGAUACAGCACAUUUUGGGAAUGUCACAUUUGUUGUGUUGUUUGUUUUUGUGCUUUUCUUACCUUUUAUGUUGUUGAACUUGAUGAUUGGAUUAGCUGUUGGAGACAUUUCCUCUGCCAGUCGUGAUGCAGAAGAGAAAAGAGUGGAAUAUCAGGUCCAGUUUUUAGCUAAAGUAGACUCAAUGCUUUCUUUUUUAUCCAACAUUGUUGGGGAGAAAGUGUUCAUCUUUACCAAUCGCCUUGGCUUUGUUGAGAAAUAUGUUUUUACGUUUACUUCAGAACUAAAAGACAGUGAUCCUGAUUUUAAAAGAGAGUUGCAAGCAAUUGAAAAGAGAAUAUUACAGGGUUUGUCUUUAUACUACAAGUGCCCUGUAAGCCUGUUGAGACCUAUGAUGACUAGUUAUGUUCUUCCAAAAUAAGAAACAAUAAAUGUGUUGACCACACUAAAGCCUUGUUAAUAUCAUACAUGUUUUAUUUUAAAUGGCUCGUUUUAUUUAUGAUGACUUCAUUUUAUUCAAAAUUACUCAUGUCUGUUUAAAAUGACUCAUUUCUAUUUGUGAAGACUUGAUUUUAUUUAUGAUUACUAGUUUCUAUUUAAAAUGACUAGUUUCUAGUUAUGAUGAUUUGAUUUUAUUAAAGAUUACUUGUUUCUAUUUAAGAUAGGUGUACUGUACUGUACUUGAGAGAAUAAAUAAUGA
Biomphalaria glabrata is the source of this 4068-nucleotide messenger RNA. Its product is annotated as transient receptor potential cation channel subfamily A member 1-like. Gene Ontology annotation, molecular function: protein binding. Lineage: Eukaryota; Metazoa; Mollusca; Gastropoda; Planorbidae. Bases 499 to 3789 code for a protein of 1096 amino acids. The record is from RefSeq and is a predicted model, not a curated record. The transcript has 28 exons.